Microplitis mediator is the source of this 1423-nucleotide messenger RNA. It is a transcript of the gene Ras85D, whose product is annotated as ras-like protein 1. Gene Ontology annotation, cellular component: plasma membrane. NCBI's taxonomy places the organism in Eukaryota, Metazoa, Arthropoda, Insecta, Hymenoptera, Braconidae. Gene Ontology annotation, molecular function: GTP binding; GDP binding; GTPase activity. The record is from RefSeq and is a predicted model, not a curated record. Gene Ontology annotation, biological process: epidermal growth factor receptor signaling pathway; Ras protein signal transduction. The transcript has 5 exons. Bases 469 to 1053 code for a protein of 194 amino acids.
UGCUCAAUAUUUUAAUAAGUUUUUCCAAGUUUAUGUCAUUUCUAUAUCUUGUGAUUUCUACCAAGCUCUUUGUAAAUUAUAUACGUGGCUAUCAGCUUUCUAUAUUUUAACAACAUAAAUGUUAAGUCAUAUUUAUAACAGUUGAUAAUACAACAAUAAACAUUUUAAAUCAAUUAUUUAUAAGUAUAAUGUAAUGAAUAAUUGUUCAAACCAAAAACACAGUGUUGUUUCUCAAUUUUAUAUUGGAUCUUAUGUUGAUUAUAAUAUAUCUACAUAUCUUCAAGCGUUUGUUAUUAUUUAACACAAUUAAUAUCAAUUCUGACGUUUAUGUUUAAAUGAUUUAUAUGUAACUUGACAGAUUUUAAAUUAGAAUAUUUUUUUAAAUGCCCUUUCAGAACAAUUGUGUUUUAAGAUAACAGAUACUUUAAAAUUAUCAAUCAAUUGAUAACUUUAAGAAAUAACUGAACAAUGACCGAGUACAAACUAGUUGUUGUUGGAGCAGGAGGUGUAGGAAAGUCAGCACUGACAAUCCAGUUGAUACAAAAUCAUUUUGUUGACGAAUAUGAUCCUACAAUUGAAGAUUCAUAUAGAAAACAGGUUGUUAUUGACGGAGAAACUUGCUUAUUAGACAUCUUAGAUACAGCAGGACAAGAAGAAUAUAGUGCCAUGAGAGAUCAAUACAUGAGAACCGGUGAAGGAUUUUUACUCGUCUUUGCUGUAAAUUCUGCAAAAAGUUUUGAAGAUAUAGGAACGUAUAGAGAGCAGAUCAAAAGAGUAAAAGACGCCGAAGAAGUGCCUAUGGUAUUAGUUGGAAAUAAGUGCGAUCUUCAACAAUCCUGGGCCGUAAAUAUGACACAAGCGAGGGAAGUUGCUCGACAAUACGGUGUUCCAUUUGUAGAAACAUCAGCGAAAACUCGAAUGGGAGUUGAUGAUGCUUUUUAUACUUUGGUAAGAGAAAUAAGGAAAGACAAGGAACAUCGUGGAAAAGAAAAGAAAAAAAGAAUGCGUGCAAAUAACGCAGGUCGUGGUCGGACGCGAUGUUGUCUGCUGUAAUUAUUUGGUGUCGUUCAUUUAAACGUUGAGUGUUUAAUUGCAACUUCAAAAUAUGAACAAUAUAAAUAUAAAGUAUAUCAUUUGCGCAUAUUUCGACUUCCUAAAUUCGGUACGCUAUUAAGAAAACUGCUACUUAUAUGUAUAACUUAAACUGAAAAAUAUAUCCAGUGUGAUAUUUUUUUUUUUUUUUUGUAUUGAAAAGGUAAUAGAAAAUUUAUCUUGCACAAAAGAAAUCAUUUAAUUCAUCAUUUUUGUGAACCAUAAAACUGAUUAUAGAAGACAAUGAGUAUGAUGGUAAUUCCUCUGCUCGAAAUUUCGAUUCUAUUUUAAGAAUAAAUGAUUACCGUUGGAAUACCAAGUUGAAAAAUGA